This is a messenger RNA of Salvelinus fontinalis (brook trout), 1573 nucleotides long. Its product is annotated as tropomyosin alpha-1 chain-like. Gene Ontology annotation, biological process: actin filament organization; muscle contraction. Gene Ontology annotation, molecular function: actin filament binding. The transcript has 9 exons. The record is from RefSeq and is a predicted model, not a curated record. Bases 279 to 1133 code for a protein of 284 amino acids. Gene Ontology annotation, cellular component: actin filament. Lineage: Eukaryota; Metazoa; Chordata; Actinopteri; Salmoniformes; Salmonidae.
UCUCUUCAAAACCUCCAGGCAUGUUUAAAUCACUUAUAUCAGCCCUGGUUUCCAGUCUGCAUCCUCUGCUCUCUCCUCUCUCUCCUCUCUCUCUCUCGCUCUCUCUCUGUAUCGGCUGGCGUAUUGGCUCUGGUGGACUUGGAAAUUUAGAAAGGACUAGUCUCUCUCUCUCUCUCUGUGAGAGGGUUUGUCUUUAAGUGUCUAACUAGACCUCCCUGUCCCAAACUUGAAAAGUUUCCCCAGUUUCUGUAGCCACUGACCCCUAACAACCGUCAACUAUGGAAGCCAUCAAGAAGAAGAUGCAGAUGCUGAAGCUGGACAAAGAGAACGCCAUCGACCGAGCGGAGCAGGCAGAGACCGACAAGAAAUCAGCUGAGGACAAAUGCAAACAGUUGGAAGAUGAGCUGCUGGGGCUGCAUAAGAAGCUGAAGGGGACAGAAGAUGAGUUGGAUAAAUACUCUGAGGCUCUGAAGGACGCACAGGAGAAACUGGAGCUGUCAGAGAAGAAGGCCACUGACGCGGAGGGCGACGUGGCGGCUCUGAACCGUAGGAUUCAGCUGGUGGAGGAGGAGUUGGACAGGGCUCAGGAGAGGCUGGCCACUGCCCUGCAGAAACUAGAGGAGGCAGAGAAGGCUGCUGACGAGAGUGAGAGAGGCAUGAAGGUGAUAGAGAACCGAGCCUCCAAGGAUGAGGAGAAGAUGGAGAUCCAGGAGAUGCAGCUGAAGGAGGCCAAGCACAUCGCUGAGGAGGCUGACAGGAAGUACGAGGAGGUUGCUCGUAAGCUGGUCAUCCUAGAAGGGGAACUGGAGAGGGCCGAAGAGCGAGCAGAGAUCUCUGAGCUUAAAUGUGGUGACCUGGAGGAAGAACUGAAGAAUGUAACCAACAACCUCAAGUCCCUAGAAGCUCAGUCUGUUAAGUAUUCAGAAAAAGAAGACAAGUAUGAGGACGAAAUCAAAGUGCUGAGUGACAAACUGAAAGAGGCUGAGACUCGUGCUGAGUUUGCAGAGAGAUCGGUGGCUAAACUGGAAAAGACCAUUGAUGACUUAGAAGAACAUUUAUCCAGUGCAAAAGAAGAAAACUUGGAUAUGCAUCAAGUCCUGGACCAAACACUGAUAGAGCUGAAUAGUUUGUAAAGAAAUUAAACAUAAUUAGAAGCCAAAGAAGAAGAAUCAACAUUCCAUGAUUUUUUUUUAAAAACGCCAUAUUUCUAAUGGCAUGUCCAGUUUUAACGUCUCAACCGUGAAAAGACAUGUUGUACUUUCCUACCACUAUUUGUAAUUCUUGUUUUUCAUUCUCUAUUUUAGUAUACUACCGGUAACUUUUAUGUUUUGACGUCCUUUCCUACUGUCAUGAGUACAGUUCAUAAGUACAAUGAGCAUAUACUGACAGCUGUAGCUGGAUGCCAAAACACUAUCAAAGAUUCCUCUCUGACUCUAUAUAGGAAUGCUUGUAUCAGUUGUAUAGCUACCAUGGACCAGUUGUUUCACAGACAUAUUCUGCAAAAUAACAGCACAUUUUGGGGGUUGAAAUGUCUGUGGUUAGCUAAAAUAAAAAUGUAUAAUACAACUUUUAA